UGCUAGCAAGAGGCACUUGAACGGAGACUCAAGCAGCCUCUUUUUGCCAGCAUUCGUUUCGUCUGACAGCGGCGGGACGUUACCAGGAUCUAGAAAGAGUCGAGGCAGUCGCACGCCCUUUGAAACUAUGUAGAGAUGGAGUUUAUGAAACUGAUCGGAACUGUUUUGGCAGUUUGUUUCCAUCCCAGCUGCGCGUCAGGCGCUUUCGGUGAUCAGAGGAUAUGCAGGAGAGGGACAGAGAAGCCCUGCUAUAAGAUCACACACUUUCAGGACAGCAGGCUCAGAGCCAGCUUCGAGGCAGCCCGACAGAAGUGCUGGGAGGAGGAUGGAGAGCUGCUCAGCAUCGAGACCGAGAACGAGCAGCGUCUGGUGGAGAGAUUUGUGCAGACGCUCCGGGCCUCCGAUGGAGACUUUUGGAUAGGGCUACGGAGGAGCUCACAGUAUAAUGUUGAUUGUUCUUCACAGUAUUACUGGCUGGAUUAUAGUCAGUCCACAUUUAGAAAUUGGUUAGUGGCAGAGCCCUCGUGUGGCCUUGAUCAGUGUGUGGCAUUAUUUUACCGGCCCUCAUCUUCUGCUGGCCAGAAGGAGCACAGUCUGUUUAAGUGGACUGACUACAAUUGCAAUUCCAAGAACAAUUUCAUCUGCAAGUACUCAGAUGAGAAGCAUCCUGUCCCCACUUCUGGAGGAAAUAUCACUACACACACAGGUAUCAUUGACUUUACUCUGGUGCCAAAGCACCCGCCAAUUACAGUGGACAAUGACAGCAUAAAAACUGAACUCUCAGAGUCUUCAGUUUCUAUUUCAGAAGACAAAAUCAAUAUUUACUACACUCUCUUUGCCAUUCUGCCUUUAAUGCUGCUUCUGAUCUUGGUGGUGUCUGGGGUCUUCUGUUACAAAGUCAUGACAAAGAGGAGAAAAGAGCAGAAUGAAAUCUACGCUGUGCCAGGACAGUGGGUGCGUCCUUUAGCACCAAAGAGCCAAGCUGAUUAUAAACACACAGACAAUUUCAACCAGUGUGGAGCUCAUCUGGAGUACAUGAGCUCUGAGAUUAACAGAACAUUUAGUGUGCCAUCAAGCAGUCAGUUUGAGGAAUACGAAAAUGUCCAGAGCACCACAACGCAGUGUGGUUUUGUCACAAAUGACAUCUAUGAGACUUGCCGGAGCGCAUCGCGUGUUGAGGCCGGAUGGGUAGAGAAUGACAUCUACGGAUAGUUAAACAGUGUACAGUGAAGCCCAUACCUCCCGUUUUACAUGUACAAUAAGAUAUGUGUACAGAUCUGCAAUUUUUUAAUCGGCACAAUAUCCACACUGCCAAUCUUUCUAAAUUUGCCCACUGUCCAUAUGAUACAAUUGUCAUUAUCAGGAGGGUCCUGUAGUACAAACAGUUGCGACAGACUGGGCAGCAGUCGAAAACAAGUGGAAAAGGCAAUAUAAGACAACAUGUUAAAUCAGAAGACCAAAAUUAGUGCUGCAAUAAAUUAAAAAGCAUUUGUGCAAGGAGAAAAAAGAAGAGUUUCAGAAAGUGGCAUCAUUUAAACAAAGUGUUUAAGGAGUACACAGAUGUUUUCAGAGGAAAUGUCCUGCAAACCAUAAAACUCAGUGGUGGUUGAAGUAUAAAACAGCUGCGCUUAAAUAUAUUUUGAAACCUGUGUGGACAUGGCUGUGCGUAAAAGGAUGCUGUAUGUGGAACUGCAUAUUUCACUACAUCAGGUAAAGACAAUAUGUGACAAAAGAAAUUUGUCUGAAUUUAUCACAGUACACUGUACUGUACAGUCCACUGACCCAGCUGGAAAAGAGAAACUGAAGUUGUGAAAUAACAACAAACUACUGAAGACAGCAAAAACAACAGAUGUGUAUGUGAGAAGAACAGAAGACUCCUGAAACUCAAAAAGGACAAAGACAUUUUAUCACUCUUAAAGAGAUAGUUCACUCGAAAAAUUGUAUUUACUUACCCUCAGGGCCAGUGAAGAUGUGGGGGACUUUUUCUUGAGUUGAACAAAAAAUAAGAUUUCUUAUUAGCUGAAUAGCCAUUCCUUGGUGAUUCAUAAAAUGUAAGGCCCAAUCCCAAUUCUGCCCCUUAGGAAGGACUAGAUAGCCCUUGAAACAGAGAUUUUCCAGGGACACAGUCAAAACCAAGUGGUAUAAAAAUUUCCCACAAUACACCAUCUACAAGGUGAUGGCUGCACACGGAAGUCAGGAGAUGCAUAAAUUUGUAUUUUUGUCACAUUUAUGAAUUUUUUUUGUCACGUUUACGGAGCAUAUGUUUUAAUCCAUUCAUAAUGGCAUUCGUGUUUUACCAUCAUGCUUAAAAAAAACGCUAAAAUAAAAGCCGCUAAAUUUCGCUA
Messenger RNA from Danio rerio (zebrafish), 2345 nucleotides. NCBI's taxonomy places the organism in Eukaryota, Metazoa, Chordata, Actinopteri, Cypriniformes, Danionidae. The record is from RefSeq and is a predicted model, not a curated record.